Messenger RNA from Strongylocentrotus purpuratus (purple sea urchin), 2610 nucleotides. Its product is annotated as prokineticin receptor 2-like. Gene Ontology annotation, biological process: G protein-coupled receptor signaling pathway. NCBI's taxonomy places the organism in Eukaryota, Metazoa, Echinodermata, Echinoidea, Camarodonta, Strongylocentrotidae. Gene Ontology annotation, cellular component: plasma membrane; neuron projection. The record is from RefSeq and is a predicted model, not a curated record. The coding region runs from base 723 to 1997 and encodes 424 amino acids. Gene Ontology annotation, molecular function: neuropeptide binding; neuropeptide Y receptor activity. The transcript has 3 exons.
AUGAGACUGUAUAUAUCUACAUCCCAACAAUGAGUUGUUGGUGUGAAACCCUUGAAGAUCUGCCCCAACGACUAUCUGGAGUUCAUGCGCACCGCGAGCGACCCAGCGAUGCUUGGGUGAAGUACCGUUGGAGUAUAAGAGCCUUCCCCGAAGAGCGCAUCCCUCAUAAUUGUCUGCGAACCAAACCUCACGCAGCGUUGGAAAAGGUAGCUCUCGCCUUUUGUCCACUCCAUCACAUCACCUAUUAACCGAGAAAAAGUUCGGCUCACUCUUGGGACGGGGAUCCCCGCGGAUUUUUCGAGGUGUGAUGUUUCCCCGUGUCUCAUUACCCCAACCCACACAAUCCCCUUUGUUUGAGAAGAGAGACGGGAGCAGAGAUUGAACGCGGGAAAGCUGAUAGCGAAAUAUUUUCCAGGGUCCGAGCUAUACCGCUAAGAGUUUUGAUUUGCUUGGGCGGCAGACUUGAAUAGUUGAACGGUAAUCCUAAGGAUCUGACGCAUAUGCCCCGGGAUUGGGCUUAUAUUUUUCAAUAAACUGGCCAUCGUUUAUUCAUAUAUCUGGCACAAGGAAUAAGUGAGUUAAUUGCAAGAGUCAGGGUGGUCGCCUCCGGGAUCUUUUUGGACAGAACCUGCCUCUUUCCAGGAGAAAUCGUCAACGCCCGAAGGAGUGCGUCAAGGCAAGAACAUCUUCUUCGGUCGUGAGUGAAAGCGACAACCGCUACGAUGUACGACCCCCUCAUCGACAAAGCGACGAACAUGACCCACAUCUACAACGACUUCAGCAACCCCAGCACGCACGUCCAGGACCACUACGACUAUUCGGACGAUUCGGCACCCAGCGAUGACGGCGAGCUCUUCCCCCGGGUCCACAUGGCGGCCAAGGCUGCACUGGGCUUGAGCUACACACUCAUGAUCCCCGUUUGCGGGAUCGGGAAUCUACUUCUUUGUUGCGUCAUCUACCGCUUCCGACGCAUGCGCACGACAACAAAUCUCCUCAUCGGGAAUCUAGCGCUGUCCGAUUUUAUCGUUGCCGCGGUAGUGGCACCCUUUAACUUCUUCUACUACCUGCACCAGACGUGGCCCUUCGGCGAGGCUAUGUGCGUGACCGUCGGCUUCUUGAAGGCUACGUCAUUCUAUGUAUCGAUCAAUUCACUGCUGGCGAUCGCUAUUGACAGGUACAUCAUCAUAAUGCACCCCUUAAAGCCUAGGAUGACGACUUACACUGCAUGUUUCGUUCUUUGUUUCAUCUGGGUCUUCUCUCUCGCAAUCGUUAUUCCAACGGCCCUUUACUCCGGAACCCACGACUACUAUUUCAACGGCGGCGGCGAAAAUAUCCACGUCACACAGUGCAGCGAGCGCUGGCCCAACAGCAAGGCGAUGAAAGCCUACACCCUAGUCCUAGUCAUCGGCGAGUUCCUUCUGCCGCUUACUAUCAUGUCGGUGACGUAUUUUCUGAUAGCUCGCAAGCUCUGGUUCCGUCGUGUUCCAGGUGGACAUGCCACUGAGCAACAGGAAAUGGCUGCUGAAUCCUCCAAACGCCGUACCGUCCGGCUUCUGAUCAUUGUGGUGGCGCUCUUCGCGUUUUGUUGGGCACCUUAUCAUAUGUUUGCCAUCAUGCGUGACAUCGUCUUCCCCAGCUACCAGGAGUCGCACCUGACCCUGUUCCUGACCGUCUUCUAUCUGGUAGAAGCCUUAGCCAUGAGUAACAGUAUGUUCAACACCCUAAUCUAUGUGGUCUUCAACGCCAACGUCCGAAAGUAUGUCCUGCAAAUACCAGAUUCGUGUCGACGCCUCAAGCCAAGCGACAAGGCUACCGUGCGCUACUGGCAUCCGCUGGCGACGCGCACCAGUUCUCAUUGCAUGCGCAGUUCGGUAAGGUCAAGUCAACUCCGCACCAACACAACCUCCAUUUCCACCCGCCUCACCAUAAAUCUCAACCGACCGACGUCGUGUUCAUCAGGCCCUCAAAGUGGAACCGUGCAUGAUCUUAAAUGCUGAUGGUAUUCUGGUCUGGUCAGUAUGGUUCCGAAGGAAUUUGUUCCAGAGGAAUUGCUGAACUCCGAACUCGAUGACAACAUAGUACACUAGCUUCAAUCAGUUUCACCCACCCCGUCUCACUCAUCUUUGCUAAAACAUGGCUACUCAUUCGCGAAAGAUUAUCGAUAUUAUACCAGAUGAAGAAUACCCAAACGCGACACAAAUCGGACGAACACCCAGACGCUUGCCGUUGGGUGAAACAAUAUUUGUACAUUUAUAAAAACGAGGACACCGACUACAUCAGAAUGUGACUCAAUCAGUCAACUAAUAAUCGUUGUACACUAGGUUCACGGUUAGUGUUAUAUGUUCAAACUUGUAUUCACUAACUGAACUUAAUUCCCAGGGAGGGAGAACAAAAAUAGAAUAAGGGAAGUAAAUAUUGUGACCCAACCGGUAUUUCAUGAGAAAUGUAGACUAAAGACUUUCAUGUUCAUAUGCGCACUGUAGGUUAAAUAUCGAACCCUUUCAAGGUCCCUUUAGUAGCACCUUUAGGGUGCAUAUUUUGUACAUGAUUGAGUGUAUGUCUUAAAGGUAAAGGACAGUAUUGGAAACGCCCCAAUUUCAAAAAAUGAAA